UUAAUGGCCGAAAAGUUGGACGACUCCGCUCUGUUUGAAGCAGACAAUGAAAUUGAGCGGGAAUUGGCGCAGAUGACUACAGAAGAAAUUUUGGGCCGGACUCGACUCAUCGACACAGAAAUCAAAAUAAUGAAAAGUGAAGUCAUGCGACUGAAUCAUGAAAUAUCCGCCCAAAAAGACAAAAUUGCUGAGAAUAACGAUAAAGUUAAAAUCAAUAAAACUCUUCCCUAUUUGGUCGCUACAGUCAUAGAAAUUCUUGACGUCGAUCCUGCUGAAGAUGGCGACACAGAAGGAGGAAAUGUCGAUCUAGACGGCCAGAAAGCGGGGAAGUGUGCAGUUAUCAAAACCAGUACCAGACAAACCUACUUUCUACCUGUAAUAGGUCUCGUUGAGCCUGAAGACCUGAAACCCGGUGAGCUGGUGGGUGUAAACAAGGACUCUUACCUGAUCUUGGAGAAGUUGCCCCCAGAAUAUGAUUCAAGAGUGAAAGCUAUGGAGAUUGACGAGAGGCCCACUGAACAGUACAAUGAUAUCGGGGGUCUGGACAAACAGAUUGAGGAACUGGUGGAGGCCGUUGUGUUACCCAUAACGCAUAAAGAUCGAUUUGAGAAGAUUGGAAUCAAACCACCCAAAGGCGUUUUGAUGUACGGUCCUCCGGGAACAGGAAAAACUCUUCUGGCCAGAGCAUGUGCAGCCCAAACUAACUCAACAUUCCUGAAACUUGCAGGACCACAACUCGUACAAAUGUUUAUCGGAGACGGAGCAAAAAUGGUACGGGAUGCGUUUGCUCUUGCCAAAGAAAAAGCUCCUGCUAUUAUCUUCAUCGAUGAGUUGGACGCUAUUGGAACGAAACGGUUUGACAGCGAAAAAGCCGGUGACCGAGAGGUUCAAAGAACAAUGUUGGAACUUUUGAACCAAUUAGACGGAUUCAGCUCUACAGAAGAUAUCAAAGUAAUAGCGGCCACAAAUCGCGUGGACAUUCUCGAUCCUGCUCUCCUCAGAUCAGGUCGACUCGAUCGAAAAAUCGAGUUUCCGCACCCGAAUGAAGAGUCCAGAGCUCGUAUUAUGCAGAUUCAUAGUCGCAAAAUGAACCUCGGCGAUGAUGUGAAUUUCACGGAGCUGGCUCGAUGUACCGAUGACUUUAAUGGAGCUCAAUGCAAAGCUGUGUGUAUCGAAGCAGGAAUGAUAGCGUUAAGAAGAGGGGCGAGUAGUUUGUGCCAUGAAGAUUACAUGGAUGGCAUACUGGAAGUGCAAUCCAAAAAGAAAACGAACCUGAACUAUUAUGCCUAAGUUGUAAAUGAACCAACCUGUGAUGAACUGUUGUUAUGAUGAUAUGAAAAAUAAAGAAGUUGAAGUGGUUUUAAUUAGCAUAUUUGUCGAAUAAAUUGUUAUUGCUGUC
This is a messenger RNA of Symsagittifera roscoffensis, 1399 nucleotides long. RefSeq names its product 26S proteasome regulatory subunit 6A-B-like. Gene Ontology annotation, cellular component: proteasome regulatory particle, base subcomplex. The transcript has 4 exons. The coding region runs from base 4 to 1290 and encodes 428 amino acids. The record is from RefSeq and is a predicted model, not a curated record. Gene Ontology annotation, molecular function: proteasome-activating activity; ATP binding; ATP hydrolysis activity. Gene Ontology annotation, biological process: proteasome-mediated ubiquitin-dependent protein catabolic process. NCBI's taxonomy places the organism in Eukaryota, Metazoa, Xenacoelomorpha, Acoela, Convolutidae.